AUAGAUCCUCUGUCCCGCCCUCCCUACUUCCCCGCAAAUGAUCCUUUUGUAACAAUAUAAUAUCUUGGGUUUGUGCGCCCCAACCUCUAAAGAAAUUCGAGUCUUACGUUGAUGGUACUACUCGCCUUACAUUAUCAGAUCUUUGUGCUUCUGUUUCUCGACGCACCGGCGUCGCUUCUGGGGUGAAAUUCCCGGUUGAGAGAUUGUGGAAGAGCUGGGUUACUACCACGGACGGCCCCUCCGAAACCUGCGAAGAUGAAGAUCGCCUGCCUCCAGUUCGCGCCUCAGGUUGGGGAUGUUGACAACAACCUCAAUCGCGCAGAUGCCGUUUUGAACAAAGCAAACCAGUCCGAGCUGGAGGAUCUUGAUUUACUCGUUCUACCCGAACUUGCUUUUUCGGGGUACAAUUUCAAGUCGCUGCAAGACAUCUCGCCGUUUUUGGAGCCUACGGGGUCGGGAAUCAGUGCACUCUGGGCUCGUACGACUGCGCUCAAAUUCAACUGCAACGUCGCACUUGGGUAUCCUGAAAAGGUCGACGUGACGCCAGAAUGGCCCGCGUCGCCGGAAUACUACAACUCGUGUCUGAUUGUCAAUGGCGACGGCGAAACUAUUGCCAACUACAGAAAAUCCUUUCUCUACUACAUCGACGAGAAAUGGGCACUCGAGGGGCGCGAUGGUUUCUAUGAUGACUACAUUCCUGGCCUUGGCUCGACAGCUAUGGGCAUCUGCUCCGAUCUCAAGUUCGUAGCAAUUUCGUCCCGACCACCAUCCCGAACCCUUAGAGAACGAAAUCUAACCCGCUCUAGCCCUUACAAACUCGAGGCCCCAUGGCUUGCCUUUGAGUUUGCCUUCCACGUUCUUCACGUUGCCGCUGACUUGGUCAUUCUUUCAAUGGCAUGGCCUACCGAUGAGGAUCAACGCAUGUACAGCCGCAUGCCUCAAGAGCCAGACAUGGACACGAUAACAUACUGGGUUCAGCGUCUGGAGCCGCUCAUUCGAGCUGAGCAGGACGACGAGAUCAUUGUUGUGUUUUGCAAUCGCACCGGCACCGAGGAGGACCUGACCUACGCCGGAACGAGCGCCGUCGUCGGCAUCAAAAGCGGAGAAGUGUCUGUCUAUGGCCUUCUGGGCCGCGGUGUGAAGGAGGUCCUUGUUGUCGACACCGACCUACCAGCUUUUGCGAAACUCGUUCAGCGCACCGACCCAUAUCCCCAGGUAGAGCCUACAUCCAACCCGUCACUGCUCCUGCCAAGUAGGCCUCCGGCACCACCCCCGCCUGAAUCGUUGCCCGAAGUCAGAAAGGGCCACACGCCAAAGCUUUCGGCGGCGGCGGUAGAGAGGCAAAGGAGCAAACCCGCGACUGCGAGUACGACUGCAACAAGUCUACCCAGUCAAAGUUCUCGCAAUGAAUCGCCUAAGCCGCAGUCCGUCAAAGAGCCUGCAAAGAAGCUGCCAAUACCUCAAAAGUCCGAGAAGCCACCUCACAUCUCCACAGAGAAGCGAACAGAAAUGCCUCCGGCCGUCGAUACGACGAACAUCCAGUCUCCCACGGGUACAGGCCGUCGGAAAGAGAAACCCAUGUCACCAACCAUUAUAAUUCCAGACAGUGCAUUCCGUUCCAAACCCCCAGCUACCGACUCCUCGAGGGACGAUAGCCCCAUGGUAGAGACACCGACAGCACCCAGUCCAACUCCCGCACACAUGCGGCCCAAACUUUAUCUUCCCCAGACCGAGGAAGAGUUCAAUAAAAACUACCGCCAGGCCCUGACUCCAUUCCCGGGUACGGGUCCAGACCCUAGAAGCGAGGAGAAGCUUCGAGCGAAGCCGUACAUCUAUGACGGCAGCGUCACAGUCACCACGGACUUGCUGACGCCGCGGACGCCAUAUCUAGAGUUCUUCCGCGACUCGUCGCCUCAGGAGUCCAAGUUCUACUGGGUGCCAUCGCAACAGAUGAUGGAGACCCCAGUCGAGACGCGACUACCACAAAACGCAACGUCGGGCAACUCCAGGUUGAAGUCUAGCAUGGCUGCCUCGUCUACUGGCCACAUGCCUCGAAGACCAUUUCGGUCUCCCGGCUCAGGCACGCAGACUCCCCAGGAAAUUUCAGAAAAGCCGGCCAAGGUCAGGGUGCCUACACCGGCCGAGGUACAGCCGCCCGAGACGGUCUUGGGAUCGAGAGCUGGCGCGCGGAGCCGCGGCCCGCCCACGGACCCGCAAACCUCCGCCGCCGCGCCAACCGAGGCUUCUGUAGCAAGCCCUGAGCGUCUGAGGCAUGUCGGCAAGCGCUCCGGCUCGCGCGCCGAAAACAUCAGCUCCCCCGUCGUGGAGCGAGGCCGGGCCCACUUUGACUUUUCCUCCUCGCCCUUUACGCACAGCUCCAGGGGGCGGGAUACCAACCCCCGCAGCCCGAUAUUAGACCGGCAGAAGAGUACGUCGCGAGCCUCCAUUCCCAUUGCUGCAAGCCCUAGUCUUUUCAGCGGCGGGUUUCGUCCAGAGGAGCAGGGCGAGCAACAGCUGAACGACGAAAAGCAAAUGUCGCAGAUCAAAGGGCCAGACCCCGAACCGCUGCCCAGGUCGGUGCAGCGGGGUCAGGACAGCCCGAAAGGAGCGGCGCGAGACGCCAACCGACCCAGCAGCAGCCGGCAGGAUCGUCGUGAUCGGACCGCCGCCAAGGAGCGCAACAUCUCGCGCCCCACCAGCCGACGCGGCCACCACGACCCGGUAGAGGAGCGUGACUUUCAGAGCAAGCUCAGAAGUCGCUCCCUCGGCGGCGGCGAGUUUGCCGUUCGUCGGGUCCGCGCUGCCGACAUCGCGGCCAAGAACUCGCCCAUGUACGGCGGCAACAUCGCACGGCCGCAGACCAGCAUCGGGCACCGGCGCGACGAGCCGCCCAAGCUAUCCCCGACUUACAACCCCAAGCUCUCGCCGACUGCGCUUUCUGACCCCAGCGAUCGAACUACGCUCCAGUCACAGCGCGGACGUCCCGUCAUUGAUCGAGGGUCAUCUUAUGGGCCCGAGAGGAGGGCAGGUUCCAAAACCUCCCGAAUGUCUCCAGAAAAUCCAUUCACGGGCGAGGGAGACGACGAGAUAAUCGCAACCAUUAGUCGUAUCAACGACGGUUGCCCAGUGCAUACCACCAAUGGCGGGCCCCCGGCCGCGGUUGUCAAGUCCGAAGAUGGAACGCUCUAUGCUGUUGAGUUUGCGAAAGGGGCUGAGUCCCUUGCCGAGUCGAUCAUCCCGACGCAUCAGAAGAAUGUUCUCACCCGUUUUGGCAUCGAGGGGCUCAGCCGUCGGCAGAGCGCUGUUUGGUGA
Molecule: messenger RNA, 3312 nt
Organism: Pyricularia grisea
Lineage: Eukaryota; Fungi; Ascomycota; Sordariomycetes; Magnaporthales; Pyriculariaceae
Exons: 2
Coding region: 256-3312 (1018 amino acids)
Biological process (GO): protein catabolic process
Molecular function (GO): protein-N-terminal glutamine amidohydrolase activity; protein-N-terminal asparagine amidohydrolase activity
Source: RefSeq, a predicted model, not a curated record